AGGGCCCUGGCCGCAGUUGAUGAUCGCGGCCGAGUCUUGACUACUUGCCCCAGCAAGCAUCGGAUGCUGCUUCCUGCACCCAUGCGGCUGCAUGCAUGAGAGACACAGGCACCACAAGCACCAGCCGCCUUCAAUAUUCUACAAAAAGAACGAGCACCCCGUUCUGACCGCUCACAUUUCGAAUGCAAAAUCUUUUUCCAGCCUCGCUCGCUCAAUUCGUCUCUCCUCCACGACUCCUCUCGGUCGUUAGGAUUGCCUCAUCAUGGCUUCCACCGUCGCACUCGCCAGAGCGGCUGCGGGGACUGGUACUUCUCUCCAGAAAAUCCUUCAACAAUCGACCCCUGGAUUCGGCUUCAUGCAAGCUUUCUUCAAGACAUGGCUGAAGCUGGACCUCACCACUCUCGCGGCCGCUCUAACAAUCUUUGGCACAAUAUCAAGCGCCUUGGUGGUCCUGAAAGGAUUGGGCAUGAAGGUCUACUGGUGGUUCACAGCACUUUUUACUGCAUCAAUUUCUAUUGCAAGCAGCGACCGACUCAACAGGGAAAUUCUCAACUGGAUUGGGGCUCAAGUGUUGACCCGCCAAGCUACUCGAAUCCUCACAGCAAGAACGGAGACUAUCCAGAAUGAUGCAUGGCACCACCGAAGAAAUCAUGUAGAAAGAAACGACUUCAAUCACGAAAAGAGGGUUCCAAUUCAGUAUCUCCCCACUUUCGGUACCACAUGGUUCAUUUUCGAGCGAAAUGUGUUCUUGGUACGACGGAUCAAUACACAUCGAAGCUAUGUCAUGGGCGUGCCAGAUGAAUAUGCUGCGGCUCCCGAGGGAGAUGAACCUCUCGUCGUGAUGUGUCUGGGUCGCUCAGUGGAGCCUAUCAAGAGGUAUCUCAACACAUGCCGUGACUUUGCAGAGAAGCAGAGGGAGUCAUACAUCACAGUCCGCGCUUCCAAGCAACAGUACAAUAGAGACUCUUGGGAUGUGACAAUUUUGAGGCCAAUCCGACCUCUGGAGACAGUCCAUUUCGACGAGACCGCGAAAGCUGAGCUUGUCGCUGAUAUCAGAAACUACCUGGAUCCGAACACGCGCAAGUUUUAUACGGCCCGUGGCAUUCCCUACCGAAGAGGGUACCUUCUACAUGGUACGCCUGGAACUGGGAAAACAUCACUAUCUCUUGCCCUUGCCGGCUAUUUUGGUCUUGAACUUUACUUACUUCACCUUCCGGGUGUACGAUCGGACAGCGAGCUCGAAACUUUAUUCACAGCACUUCCACCAAGAUGUAUCGUCCUACUUGAAGACAUCGAUGCUGUUGGCAUUAAGCGGCAAGUCGAGAUGACUGAAGAUGAAGACGAUGAUGAUGAUAGUGACGAUGGCAAAUCGCGUUCUCGUUGUACUCUCUCCGGCGUUCUCAAUGUGAUCGAUGGCGUUGCUUCGCAGGAAGGCCGAAUCGUGCUGAUGACAUCCAACAUGGCUCACAAACUCGACAAAGCGUUGAUCAGACCAGGUCGGAUUGACAAGAUGAUCUUCCUUGACAAUAUCUCACAGAGAAGUGCAGAACUGAUGUUCCUACGCAUGUAUACUCCCGAUCCAAGUCAUCCAAACCUGAACCUCGACCUCAAAGAGGGGGCACUGCAAAGGCUCGCCUUGGAAUUCAGCAGCGCGAUCCCGGAUAAUACUUUCACUCCCGCCCAGCUGCAAGGAUAUUUACUGAAUCAUCGCAACUCCCCAGGCUUGGCUGCUUCGGAGAUGGGAGCUUGGGUGGCCGAUGAGGACAGAAAGAUGGAGGAAGCAAAGGCACAUGCCAAGAAAGUGGCAGAGUGGAAGGCCAAAAGAAGGCAGAGGAAGACGAUGGAAUUGUUGGCUAAGACUAUGGAGUCUGCUGAUCUCGGGGCUGCUGGUAAAGCCAUUGCUAAAGUAAAAGCAGUCGUCGAAAAUGAGAAGGGCGUAGAAGCGAAGGCGGAGGGACCCGUUGUCAAUGGAGAGAAGGAAGUAGAUAACGGAUUGAAGGAUACGAGCAAGAUGCAGGGACCUGUUGUUAAUGAGGAAUCUAGUGGAGACUCGAAGGAGAAAGAGUCCACGGAGACAACGGACCCGGUUGUCAACGGGGGAAAGAAUGGAGAUGAGAUGAAAAAUGAGUCAACAAAACCAGGAGAGCAAAUGAACGGCGAUUCAAGCCCAGACGAGGUUGUGAUCGACACUGAGGAGCCGACUGCCGAGAAAAUCAUUUGAUGGAAUUCAAGGGGCAUAAACAACAGCGAAGGCAGAACCAAUUGAAGCACAAGAGGCAAAAGAACAGCAAGAAUAAAAGGCAUAAAAGACGGAAAUAAACAUAAAUCAUGUGAGCGAGCAUCAAGGGGUGCCAGAAAGCAUUUCAAUAGAAAUAAUUCUACACUUUCAUCCCCUUU
This is a messenger RNA of Hyaloscypha bicolor E, 2397 nucleotides long. Its product is annotated as P-loop containing nucleoside triphosphate hydrolase protein. NCBI's taxonomy places the organism in Eukaryota, Fungi, Ascomycota, Leotiomycetes, Helotiales, Hyaloscyphaceae. The record is from RefSeq and is a predicted model, not a curated record. Gene Ontology annotation, molecular function: ATP hydrolysis activity; ATP binding. The transcript has 2 exons. The coding region runs from base 263 to 2221 and encodes 652 amino acids. Gene Ontology annotation, cellular component: mitochondrial inner membrane. Gene Ontology annotation, biological process: protein insertion into mitochondrial inner membrane from matrix; mitochondrial respiratory chain complex III assembly.